CAACUCGGGAAACCACAAGUGUGCCGGCUCUCACUGGCUGUGUCCCUUUUUUUCGUAUUCCUCUCCUCCUGCUCGGACUCCGCUGGAUAUUCAAUCUGAAGCAACAUCGCGCACUUCAAGUACAAUUCGGAUUGCCUCAACAUACAUAGCAUUCACCCACCAAAUACAAUCUAACUUGUCCUCAUUGCCCUUGUCUUAAGGACAGCCCAACUCUCACACACAAACACACUUUUUCUGACAUGGGAUUUGGCGACGGAGGUCGAGGCCGAGGGGGUUUUAGAGGCGGCGGCGGACGUGGAGGCGGAGGAGGUGGAGGUGGUCGAGGCCGAGGUGGGUUUUCGGACAGAGGCGGCCGAGGAGGCGGUCGAGGAGGUGGUCGAGGAGGCGGGAUCCCCAGUCGAGGCGGUAGAGGUGCACCUGGUGGACGCGGUGGUCGUGGAGCUCCAAGAGGCCGAGGUGCCCCUGGCGGUGGUCGAGGAAGAGGUGGAUUGGGAAGCAAAGGUGGAGCCCCAAAAGUCAUUAUUGAAAAACAUCGUCACGAUGGUGUCUUCAUUGCCAAGGGUAAAGAACAUCUACUGGUCACCCGAAACUUGGUUCCCGGAGAUUCGGUCUAUGGAGAGAAGCGAAUAACGGUUGAAACUCCCUCAAGUUCUCCAGACAUGCCGGCCGAGAAGAUCGAAUACCGAGUCUGGAAUCCUUUCCGAUCCAAAUUGGCCGCCGGUAUCCUCGGAGGCUUGGACGACAUCUACAUUGCACCUGGAAAGAAAGUCUUAUACCUUGGUGCGGCCAGUGGGACGAGUGUCAGUCAUGUUGCCGAUGUUGUCGGACCAACCGGAACGGUUUAUGCCGUCGAAUUCUCUCACCGAAGUGGACGUGAUUUGAUCAACAUGGCCAAGAAGAGGACAAACGUUAUCCCAAUCGUGGAAGAUGCCAGACACCCCAACAAAUACCGAAUGCUUGUGGGGAUGGUCGACGUGAUCUUUGCAGAUGUGGCCCAACCCGACCAAGCCCGAAUCAUCUGUCUGAACGCCCAUCACUUCCUGAAACACGGCGGAAACAUCCUGAUUUCGAUCAAGGCCAAUUGUAUCGACUCGACUGCUCCCGCCGAGGCGGUGUUUGCCAGUGAGAUUAAGAAGAUGCAGAACGAGAUGAUCAAGCCUCACGAACAGCUUACAUUAGAACCUUACGAGCGAGAUCAUGCAAUCGUUGCUGGUACUUAUCUUAGACAUACUUAAUCCCAUUCACCCAUCCCGUACAUGUGUUCAAACCUGCUCACCCCUGAUACCGACUUAUAACCAUAAAAUGUGACCCUCUGGAGACCACCUCCAAUAAACAUGAUAAUGAUAUCAGACGCUUCUUCCAAUCCGCACCGUUUGUUCUGGCGUGAUAAACUGUUUUUUCUUUCUUUCCCCUUCCUUCUUCUUGUCUCUCUCCCUUGAUCUUUUCACUGCGCCUCUUUAUGCUUUCAACAAAUUUGUUUUAAUAUUCAUUCUCGUCAUUUUUUUACUUGAAAAAAAGAGGGGGCUCUUGUGUCCUCAGAUCAUGGAAGUCGGACUCUCUCUGAGUCCUUUUGUCACAAGCUGGUUAAGCCACGGAAAAAGUAAUAGCCAAAAAAUUAUUGGGGUUAUCACAGUUGAAAUUGGGCCAACAUACGGCUCGUACAAACCCGCAG
Molecule: messenger RNA, 1672 nt
Organism: Puccinia graminis f. sp. tritici CRL 75-36-700-3
Lineage: Eukaryota; Fungi; Basidiomycota; Pucciniomycetes; Pucciniales; Pucciniaceae
Exons: 3
Coding region: 240-1235 (331 amino acids)
Biological process (GO): rRNA methylation; box C/D sno(s)RNA 3'-end processing
Cellular component (GO): nucleolus; small-subunit processome; box C/D methylation guide snoRNP complex
Molecular function (GO): histone H2AQ104 methyltransferase activity; rRNA methyltransferase activity; RNA binding
Source: RefSeq, a predicted model, not a curated record